AUGCGGGGGCGGCCAAACGUUGAUGCGCAGACGUCAUCACGUGAGCAAGGCUCGACCGCUGACCAACUGCCGACACGACAUCAUGCCUUGAAUUGGCUCAAACCGUCGGAGUUGGCCUCCGACAGCGGCAGCGACCCUCGCGCGAUACCUCUGCUUGGCAACGGUGUCGAUAGCGACGCGGAAAAGGACGUUGAAAUCGUCGUUGAAAUCGUCUUUGACAUUGCCGUCGAGACCGUCGUCGAGACCGUCGUCGAGACCGUCGUCGAGACCGUCGUCGAGACCGUCGUCGAGACCGUCGUCGAAGCCGUCAUCGAAACCGUCGUCGUCGAAACCGUCGUCAAAAUCGUCCUUGACAACGACGUUGAAAGCAAUCGGCAUCGGCCUCAAAGUCAUCCUCGACCGGCCAUCACCGCGCACAUGACGGCCGUCGCCGCACCGCCAAGCUUCGUCUCCCGGCCUUGGGCCGAUGAGAGGGGCAUGUUGCGGAAGCAGCUCUCGCGGUCCAACUCGUCCUCGUCGGCCUCGUCGACGUCGUCCCUCUCCUCCAACACCACCACGUCGGCCUCGGACCUGCAGUGGUCACGCAAGCGCCCCAAGAGCUGGUCCAAGGACGACCUGCGGCUCGCGCCACGGCCCAACGGCCAACCCCAGAUGGCUCGCCCCGAGCCCCCCCAGGCGUCGCCGACGCAGCUGCCGCCCGGCCAGCCGGUCCUCUACCUGCUGUCCCUGAACGGCACCUUUGAGCGCAAGACGAUCGCGGUGCCCUUUGCGCCCGACAGCCUCCGCAUCGGCCGGCAGACGAACCAGAAGACGGUGCCGACGCCGGCCAACGGCUUCUUCGACAGCAAGGUGCUGUCGCGGCAGCACGCCGAGAUUUUCGCCGAGCGAAACGGCAAGAUCUACAUCCGCGACGUCAAGUCGUCCAACGGCACCUUUGUCAACGGCACUCGCCUGUCCCAGGAGAACCGCGAGUCGGAGCCGCACGAGCUGCAGACGGCGGACCACCUCGAGCUCGGCAUCGACAUUGUCAGCGAGGACCAGAAGACGGUGGUGCACCACAAGGUCGCCGCCAAGGUCGAGCACGCCGGCUUCCUGAGCAACACGAGCAACGUGCUCGACAUGAACUUUGGCGACCUCGACCCGGCCAACGGCAUGCUCGUGCCCAACGGACCUCGGCGACCCAUGGGCCGGCCGGCACCCGUCAACGGGCAGCGUCCCUUUUUCCUCGCGCCCAUCGCCACCGACCAGAUCCUGAAGCGGUUGACGGCGGAGAUGCGGAACGCGCGUCUGCAGGCGCAGGACCUGUCCCGCACGAACCAGUUUGUCCGCACGCUCCUGUCCAAGGACGACGUCAAGGAUCUGGAAAGGGAAGAGCCCAAGAUGUUCCGCGACAAGACGCGCUUCUCGGACCCUCCGGCGCCGCCCCCGCAGCAACCUCUGCCGGAGAAGCCGGACCAACGCAAGCUCAAGUCGCCGGUGCGGGACGUGCAGAUCAUGCAGCUCACCGAGGCCUUGAACAACGCUCGGCGCGACUUUGACAGCCAGGCCGUCCGGCUGCGGGAGCUCGAGGGCAUGCUGGCCCGGGAGCGCGAGGCGCGCGAGCUCGCCGAGGAUGUCGCGCGGCGGCUGAAGGAUCGGACGGGCGCGACGCUCGAUGCCGACGCGGUCGGAGCAGCGUCCGUCGAGGCGCACGAGCGAGAGCUGGACGACGGCAUCGCGUCCGGCUCGGCCGGUGAAGGGGGCUUGCGGGAAGAGGCCUCGGGGCCGAAUUCAGCGCCCGGACCGACGCUCUCCGUGGACACGACAUUCGAGCAGUCCGUCGACGAGGUGACGCCGACCUCGACGCAGUCAUCGACGGAACGACACGUCGCGGCGCUCGGGAAGGCCCCCGAAGUGGCCUCGUCCGACGCCGCGUCCGACACAAAGGCCGACGGCCUGCCCGAUGGUCAAGCCGUCACGUCACCCGACGUCACGAACCUGCUCGCGCGCAUCAACUCGAUGGACGGGCAGAUGCGACAGCUGCGCGAGCAGCUCCAGACGUGGCGGCAGCGCUGCGAGACGGCCGAGUCGGAACGCGACACGGAACGCGCCUCCCUCGCCGACAUGGUGCUGCGGCUGCGGGCCAAGGCCGAGGCCGAGGGGCAAGCCCAGGCGCACGCGCAGGCCCGGGCCGACAGGAAACCGAGCCGAGGCGCCGGCAAGGCGCCGCCGGUGAGCGCGAAACGUCAGGCCGGAGGGACCAUGACGGCCAGCGCGCCGGGCACGCGGGCGAUGGAGCUGCAAGAGGUGCUCCCGUUCGCCUCGAUGCUGGGCGUCGUCCUCAUCGGCAUGGGAUUCAUGGCGUACAUAAACGGCUGGAGCGACGGCCGGUCCAUCCGAUACGAGCGAUGA
Drechmeria coniospora is the source of this 2391-nucleotide messenger RNA. RefSeq names its product cytoplasm to vacuole targeting Vps64. Gene Ontology annotation, molecular function: protein binding. Bases 1 to 2391 code for a protein of 796 amino acids. Gene Ontology annotation, cellular component: cytoplasm. Lineage: Eukaryota; Fungi; Ascomycota; Sordariomycetes; Hypocreales; Ophiocordycipitaceae. The record is from RefSeq and is a predicted model, not a curated record. The transcript has 3 exons.